AAAAAAGCAUUUAGUAAACAAAUCUUUGACAGUUCGGUCGUUUGAGUGCUCAGUGAUUGUGUAAUUGUGACAACAUACUUGGAGAUUUAAGAGGUGUGUGCCAGCGAGUGUAAAGAUAGAUACCCACAAGAUGUCCACGACGUCUCCAUCCCCACCACCCAGCCUACAAACGAGUGACGAUUCGAUGGAAUCUGUUUCUUCUGAAUUCUCAAAUGAGGCAACUCGACAGCAAAUCUACAACUCCGCUCAAAAGAAUAUAUACAAAAUAAAUUCUCUCACAUCGCAUAGUGUGGAGGACAUACUUUCUGAAGGUGCCAACUAUAACGCUACAGAAAAUCCAUUCCCGGAUUGUAAAGCAGAAGUUCUAACCGCAGUAUCUAGUCAAGCAUUUGUGCAAGAUUACAACUCCAGAGAUUCGACGGGGUUUAGUAUACACGAUAUUCUUGGUUUACAACAGUCAUACAAUACUGCAACCGGUCAAGAAAGUUUGUUAGAACCUAGAUACGAAUAUCACAUACCACAUUAUGACAAUAUAAGUAACAGUUCUAAUAACAACUAUGGAUCUGGCACUGAGGAGGUUGUAUCAGAUCAUAUUGCUAGAACUAGUGACGACUUUUUUUCUGCAAACGAAGCAGAAGUCGAAAACCAAAACAUUUAUCACAGAAGCUACCCAGAAAGUAAACCUGUUUUAUGUCAUAAGAGUGAUUUGGGCAACGAUGUCGUAAAAAAUCCUGAAGACGAAGCGAGCGAUAUCAACGAAUCCAGUUUUCCUAGUCAGAGUUCAACAUGGUGUAGUAAAUCCUCCAUCAUCAGCAAUCAGAUUAUAAGUGCAGCAUCUUUAUCGAACGAUAUUAUGUCUACUGAAUCGUCUUAUCCUAAAGGCUUCACUAAGCGCGCACGCACUGCCUAUACAAGUACACAAUUGGUAGAAUUGGAAAGUGAAUUUCAUCAAAACCGCUACCUAUGUCGUCCGAGACGUAUAGAGUUGGCGAACUACCUGCAACUGUCGGAACGUCAAAUCAAAAUAUGGUUCCAAAACAGACGGAUGAAGUACAAAAAAGACAACAAACAUAACAAACCAAGUUCUUCAGUGGACGACAACAGUCCAUCCAGUUCCAAGGAAAUGUCACCAACUCAAGAUCACAAGAUGAGCCACGGAAGAGGCUGCGGUGGUCACGAUCGUCACAGACGUUUACUAUCAGAAAGCCACGCAAGUCAUCACAAAGUUUACGUAACAUCCAAUGACGCACUUUCCCGACCACCCGAAUACUCGUCAGUGAAUGCACUGAAAUCGGUAAUUAAAGGGCCUCAGAGCACAAUCGAAUUGCCAGCAUACACACCCAAUCUAUCAUAUUCGUCGUACUACGCAACAGGAGCAAGUAGAAGCGCUUACUCACCAAUGCCCGAAGUUUAUCGGUACACUGAUGAGUCACUGCAACCAAGUGCACAUACACUAUCACUACAGUCAGACAGCUACGUUCCAAAUGGUGGUAACGUGAAACUAUGCGAAGACAUGUCACGAUUUCCACCUGGAUCUACUUAUUACAACACACUAGCGAAUGGGGUGGUAAUGCACACGCCAACGACUGAAUCAUAUGGAUUCAGUACUACUUUGCCUACAUUAAAUACUCCAACAUACGAUGAUACUGCUUUACAUGCAAGAGCUGGCCUUACCUUGCCUCCAGACCCCUAUUUUUCUUAUAUGGCACCACCUGAGCCAUCUAGUCAACAAGCAUCUACUUCAACAAGUAAAUACUCUUCGUAUAUAUCUUUAUAAUGAAUUGUUUGACAAAUAAGUUUAUGUAUUUUAUAGACAUGUAUUUAAUUUAUAAGAGUUACUUAUUUAAUACAUUAUACAAAUUUU
Molecule: messenger RNA, 1864 nt
Organism: Bicyclus anynana (squinting bush brown)
Lineage: Eukaryota; Metazoa; Arthropoda; Insecta; Lepidoptera; Nymphalidae
Gene: zen
Product: homeobox protein DTH-1-like
Exons: 3
Coding region: 131-1777 (548 amino acids)
Biological process (GO): regulation of transcription by RNA polymerase II
Cellular component (GO): nucleus
Molecular function (GO): RNA polymerase II cis-regulatory region sequence-specific DNA binding; DNA-binding transcription factor activity, RNA polymerase II-specific
Source: RefSeq, a predicted model, not a curated record